This is a messenger RNA of Acyrthosiphon pisum (pea aphid), 1066 nucleotides long. RefSeq names its product putative nuclease HARBI1. The transcript has 5 exons. Bases 1 to 828 code for a protein of 275 amino acids. The record is from RefSeq and is a predicted model, not a curated record. NCBI's taxonomy places the organism in Eukaryota, Metazoa, Arthropoda, Insecta, Hemiptera, Aphididae.
AUGUUUAGUCAAAUUGGAGAUCGUUUUGAUUUGAGCAGAGGUCUUGCCUGUCGAACAAUUCUUAAGUUUAUUCGAGUUUUUUCAAAACUACUUGAUAAUUUUGUUUUAUGGCCUAAGGGGAGCUCUGAUGCCGCAAUAAUAAAAGAUUUUAAAAGUUUGAGAUUUAAUUAUAUGCCUAGUACAAUCGGAUGUAUUGAUGGUUGCCACAUACGCAUACAUGCACCAAGAGACAAGAGAUCUGAUUAUACCAAUCGUAAAAUGUUCCAAUCAAUUGUUCUUCUGGCUGUAUGUAAUGCUAAGUUUGAAUUUACCUAUAUGUUUUCUGGUUGGCCAGGAAGUUCCCAUGAUGCGAGGGUCUUUAAAAAUUCAUCUUUGGGACACACACUAAUAAAUAGUCCUCAAGAAAUAAUUUCUAAAAACCAGCACAUCCUCGGAGAUUCAGCAUUUCCUUUACUAGAAAAUCUCAUGGUUCCUUACAAAGCUACUCAUAUUCUGACGGAAAAGGAAAAGUCAUUCAAUAGAAGGUUGAGUUCUACUCGAGUUGUAAUAGAACAAGCUUUUGGAUUGUUACUUGGCCGUUUCUGGAGACUUAAGAUAUUGGAAGCAAAGUCCAUUGAAUUGAUGAGCCUUACAGUGACUAGUGCUUGCAUAUUACAUAAUUUAGCAUUACAAAAUAAUGAUUUCAUAGAGAUAGACAAUGAUCAUAAUACAGAUUUAACAGAAUUUACAGAAGAAAACAAUCAAGAAUGUAGUGUUUCAUUAGCAAUCAAUCAAAGAAAUGGGGUUGAUAAAAGAAACAACCUUGCAGAUAGGUUAUAUGAAAAUUAAAUUUUCAUGACAAGAGGAAUUUCCUUAAGGCUUUCUGUAGAAUUUUUGUUACUUAGUUUGUUUUAAAAUAUCAUAUUGACUAGGUAGUCAGUUGCAGCAACUAAAUACAUUUUUGUUUUUAUUAAGUUAUCUAUUUAAAAAAAAUACUUUUUACCAAUAUUACUAACAAUAAGGACAGAAGUUAGAUAUCUUGGACCUUUGUAAUGUAUAUUUCAUGUAAAUACUAAUAAUAAUAAAA